CGUGAAGAGCCAAUGAGCAUCUCUGAUAACUCCAUAAAUCAACCAUGUCUUCCUUCGUGUUCAUCGCCAACUCGACUCGGAUCACGAAUCGCUUCACUCGUUUUAGCGUUUUCUCAUCUGUGGGGAUAAUCCCCCGCGUCUUGACUCAGUAACUCGAAUUGAAAGAUGGAGCCGAUGGAUAUCGUAGGGAAGUCGAAGGAGGACGCUUCGCUUCCCAAAGCAACUAUGACCAAAAUUAUAAAGGAAAUGUUACCACCAGAUGUACGUGUUGCAAGAGAUGCUCAAGAUCUUUUGAUUGAGUGUUGUGUAGAGUUUAUUAAUCUUGUUUCAUCAGAGUCCAAUGAAGUUUGUAACAGAGAGGAUAGACGAACAAUAGCACCUGAACAUGUACUCAAGGCUUUAGAGGUUCUUGGGUUUGGAGAGUACAUUGAAGAGGUAUAUGCUGCAUAUGAGCAACACAAGAUUGAGACAAUGCAAGACUCUUUGAAAGCUGGGAAAUGGAACAACGGAGCAGAGAUGACCGAGGAAGAAGCAGCAGCUGAGCAGCAAAGAAUGUUUGCAGAGGCACGUGCGAGAAUGAAUGGUGGUCCCGUUGCCCAAAAGCAACCAGAUCCCGACCCAAGUGUAGAGAGCUGACUCAUUAGGACUUCUUGUACCGUAGGCAAGCAUCCUUGACUCUUCUAUUAGCGCUUCUAAGUUUUAAUCUCAUAUAUUAUGUACAAAAAAGAAAAGCUAUCGGUUAGUGUACUGAUCUCUGUGGAUAUUUUUACUUUUUUUUUAAUCUAUGGAUGCUGUCUAUAAUUAUUUAGUUAGUGAGAGUUUGUUCAUUCCCAUUUGUGCCAAAACCUUGGUAUGUAAUUGUUUCAGUCGUAUGGUAUUUUAGUUGACA
Molecule: messenger RNA, 889 nt
Organism: Hibiscus syriacus
Lineage: Eukaryota; Viridiplantae; Streptophyta; Magnoliopsida; Malvales; Malvaceae
Product: protein Dr1 homolog
Exons: 6
Coding region: 166-636 (156 amino acids)
Molecular function (GO): protein heterodimerization activity
Source: RefSeq, a predicted model, not a curated record